GAAUACCCUCAAAACAGAUCCAAGCUCCAGGCGAGCCUUCUCGCCUUGCCUCGCCUCGCCAUGAGCAGCGCUGCAGUUCUGCUCCCCCGGCUCCCGGACCCCAGUAGCAGCUUCCGAGAGGAUGCUCCCCGGCCACCCGUGCCCGGGGAGGAAGGGGAGAGCCCGUGCCCGUCUACCACGGGCAAGGGCCCGCUCCCCAAACCCAUGCCCAUGCCCGUCUCCUCCUCCCACCACGCCCGGCGCAAUGAAGAUGGACUGGGGGAGCCCGAGGGAAGGGCUUCUCCGGACUCCCCGCUGACCCGCUGGACCAAGUCCCUGCUGUGCUUGUUGGGGGACCAGGAUGGGGCGCACCUCUUCCGGACUUUCCUGGAGCGGGAGAAAUGCGUGGACACCUUGGACUUCUGGUUCGCCUGCAACGGCUUCAGGCAGAUGAGCCUCCAGGACGCCAAGACGCUGCGCGUGGCCAAGGCCAUCUACAAGCGCUACAUCGAGAACCACAGCGUGGUGUCGCGGCAGCUGAAGGCGGCCACCAAGACCUACAUCCGCGAUGGCAUCAAGAAGCAACAGAUCGACUCGGUCAUGUUCGACCAGGCACAGACGGAGAUCCAAGCGGCCAUGGAGGAGCACGCCUACCAGAUGUUCCUGACCUCGGACAUUUACCUCGAGUACGCCCGGAGUGGUGGGGAGAACACCGCCUACUUGGGGGGCAGCGGCAACAGCAGCAGCAGCAGCAGCAAUGGGGAGCUAGGCGGCCUGCAGGUGGUGUGUGGCUACCUGCCCACCUUGAACGAGGAGGAGGAAUGGACCUGCGCCGACCUCCGGUGCAAGCUCUCGCCCACUGUGGUCAGCUUGUCCAGCAAGACCCUGAGGGUGACAGCCGGUGUGCGGUCCCUGGAGACGAUGGACAGUGGAUACAGGUCCUUCAAGCGGAACACCCCCAUGAGCCCCUAUCAUGUAGGUGCUGGCUAUGUGCUGGCACCCACCACCAGCGCUAACGACAGUGAGAUCUCCAGUGACGCGCUGACUGAUGACUCCAUGUCUGUGACCGACAGCAGCGUAGAUGGAAUCCCCCCGUACCGCGUGGGCAGUAAGAAGCAGCUCCAGAGAGAAAUGCAUCGUAGCGUGAAGGCCAAUGGCCAAGUGUCUCUACCUCAUUUCCCGAGAACCCACCGACUGCCCAGGGAGAUGACCCCCAAGGAGCCUGCCACCUUCGCCGCUGAGCUGAUCCACAAGCUGCAGAAACUGAAGCUGGAGCUGGAAAGCCGGCACAGCCUGGAGGAGCGGCUGCAGCAGAUGCGGGAGGAUGAAGAGGAGGGCUCUGAGCCGGCGCCCAGCUCCCGGGAGGCGCCUGCACCCCAACACCCCCUCUGCCUCUUGCCUGCGGGCAGCUAUGAGGAUGACCCACAGACCAUCCUGGACGACCACCUGUCCAGGGUCCUCAAGACCCCCGGCUGCCAGUCCCCGGGUCUGGGCCGCUACAGCCCGCGUUCCCGCUCCCCCGACCACCCCCAGCAGCUGUACCGGCCCCUCCUCCCGCCCGGGGGCCGACUGCCCCCCGCCAUCGCCUCGCCUGUUGCCAGUGGCCCCCUCCUGGGUGCCAAGGGCUUAGUGAGCAAGCCGGCGGCCCGGCACGUCCACCACCACCAUGUCCAUCACCACGCCGCACCCAAGUCCAGGGCAGAGCUGGAGGCUGAGGCAGCCCAGAGGGUGCGCGGCUUCUGCCCCCGGGGCCCCGACCAUCACUGCUGCCCCCAGUGCAGGGCCGUUUCCCGCCCACCCGAGCCUGCGCCCGCUGAGCCGCUCGGGCCCAGCAGAGGUGGCGGCAGCAGAAAGGGCACGGAGCCUGGCCUCACUGCCCGGGACGGUGGGGCCCCUGGAGGCCCCGGGGUGCUGCAACUGCCAGCUGAGGAAGGCGACCGGUCGCAGGAUGUAUGGCAGUGGGUGCUAGAGAGUGAACGGCAGAGCAAGCCCAGGCUCCCCAGCGCCCCAGGCACCAAGAGGGCCUGCCCCACGCAGCCCACACGUGGGCCCCCAGCUGAUCGUGCAAGUGGCCGGCAUCAUGUGUGGGGGGCCAGCAAUGGGCACCCCCGCCUCGCCCCUCGAACCCACCCGCUGACCCAGGACGCUGCAGUGCCGCCCCUGAGUCCCCCCAACACCCUGGCCCAGCUGGAGGAGGCUUGCCGAAGGCUGGCGGAGGUCUCCAGGCCCCCGAAGCAGCGGUGCUGCCUGGCCACGCAACAGAGGGACAGAGCCCACUCGGCCCCUGGACACACUGGCGCUGCACCCUGCCCUGGCCUGAACCUGGCUGCAGAAGACCACAGGGAGCCCAAAAUGCUGGCUGGUGGCCCCACGCUGCAGGCCAGUGAGCUGGUAGUCACCUACUUCUUCUGUGGAGAGGAGAUCCCCUACCGGCGGAUGCUGAAGGCCCAGAGCCUGACCCUGGGCCACUUCAAGGAGCAGCUCAGCAAGAAGGGAAAUUACAGGUAUUACUUCAAGAAAGCCAGCGAUGAAUUUGCCUGUGGAGCUGUGUUUGAGGAGGUGUGGGAUGACGAGACAGUGCUGCCCAUGUAUGAAGGCCGGAUUCUGGGGAAGGUGGAGCGGAUCGACUGAAGAAGGAGGAAGAGGAGGAGGAGAAAGCAGGGGAGGAAGCUCUGGCAUGAUAUGCGCAGGGGCCCCUGGGUGGACACGAGACAUGUGGGCAUCUGGCAUGCAGGCCCCAGGACGGAGGCGGAAACUAUUUAUUAAAACAUGACCACUCAUAGCUCGGAGGGCCGGUCUGCUGUCGGCAGGGACCGGGCGCUGAUCUAGGCCUCCCUUGGGACCUGCCAUCCAUAAACUAAGAAACCGUGUAUAGCUUCCCUGGACAGAGAUUUUCUUACUGAUAUUUAUUGAACAGUUCACUCCCCCACCCCCUUGACCCCCCCUAACCUCCCUUCCCCCUGGUAUGCAUAUGCUGCUUUGAACAAGGAUGGGAGAGCAAUGUUCCAUGGGUCUGUCUGGAUGUAGGUCGGUAGGGAGCUAGGUGCGAGCCACAAGUCAUCCACUAGAGAGGAGCAGAGAAGGGGACUGGACCACCCCUCGAAUCCUGCCUUGUCCCAACUGUGCUGCUCAACAGGAAAGGCUCUGAGGGCUCUUGACCCCCAUUAGAGUUUGGGGGAAGAGGUGGUGGGCGGUGUUGGUUGAGAGCACCUCCCGACAUGGCUUCCAGCAUCAGUCUGGACUUGUGCACCGGCCCCAGGUCAUCUUCGCUCAUGCUUGGUGAAGACCCAGGCGCCCGGCGGCUUCUGCCCUUGAGUCUCUAGGCCACCCCUCCUCACCCAUCACCCCUCAGCGGCCAUGAAGCUGAUGGUGGAGGGGAGGACCCCCCCAAUCCCACGGUACCCCCUCUUUUGGCGUACCCCACUUGAUUCUGAAGUUCGGGUUUCUGUGUUAAAUUAAUGUGUGCGUUCUGUUUGCCAUCGUCCCUUUCCCUACGCGUCUGUAUAUAUUUCACGGCCAAAAAGAAAAAAAGGAAAAAAAAAAAAAAAAGAGUCUGAAUUCACUAUCUCUAGUGCUUGACCGAAUCAGUACAGUAACUGUACCUGCACGGGCCACCCCCGUGUGUCGCCCUAUAUUGAGGGCUCCAGCUUUCCCUUGUUUUUUGAAAGGGGUUUAUGUAUAAAUAUAUUUUAUGCCUUUUUACUACAAGUCUUGUACUCAAUGACUUUUGUCAUGGCAUUUUUUUUUGGUUCUACUUAUACUGUAAAUUAUGCAUUCUAAAGAGUUCAUUCUAAAGGAAAAAAAAUAACUUGGUACAAUAAUUAUUGUAAUUAAGAGAUGUAGCCUUUAUUAAAAUUUUAUAUUUUUCAAAA
Suncus etruscus (white-toothed pygmy shrew) is the source of this 3851-nucleotide messenger RNA. RefSeq names its product axin 2 (gene AXIN2). NCBI's taxonomy places the organism in Eukaryota, Metazoa, Chordata, Mammalia, Eulipotyphla, Soricidae. The record is from RefSeq and is a predicted model, not a curated record. The transcript has 10 exons. Gene Ontology annotation, biological process: negative regulation of canonical Wnt signaling pathway. Bases 61 to 2610 code for a protein of 849 amino acids.